Brassica rapa (field mustard) is the source of this 1047-nucleotide messenger RNA. Its product is annotated as VQ motif-containing protein 4. Lineage: Eukaryota; Viridiplantae; Streptophyta; Magnoliopsida; Brassicales; Brassicaceae. The record is from RefSeq and is a predicted model, not a curated record.
AGAGUCAAUAGAGCCCACGGAAACAUUUUCUCUUACCGAACCAAAACACAAUCCUCUCUCUCUCUUCUCUAAUCUUCCUCUCUAUCAUCUCUUCAAUGGAGAGAUACAAAGAUGCUUCAAUGAAUCUGAUUCCAUCUCCUCGAUGCCACAACAACAACAACAGCUGCAGUAUGAGCAGCAGCACUGAGAGCAACAACAAACCACCCACAACUCCGACCCGACAGGUAACCACUAGAUCCGAAUCCGGAAACCCAUACCCAACCACUUUCGUCCAAGCCGACACUUCUUCCUUCAAACAAGUCGUCCAGAUGCUAACCGGAUCCUCAGACAGACCCAAACAACACAACACCUCCUCUCUCAAACCCAACCCGACCCAUCAACCCGACCCGAGAUCCUCUCCUUCCCAAUUCUCAAUCCCUCCAAUCAAAGCCGUAAACAAGAAACAGUCUUCCUCCUCCUCCUCAGGGUUCCGUCUCUACGAGCGCCGUAACUCGAUGAAGAAUCUCAAAAUCAACCCGCUAAACCCGGUUUUCAACCCGGUUAACUCAGCCUUCUCGCCCCGGAAACCCGAGAUCCUCUCUCCAAGCAUCCUCGAUUUCCCGUCUCUCGUUUUGAGCCCCGUCACUCCUCUUAUACCCGACCCGUUUAAUCGAUCCGGGUCAUCGAGUCAGAGCCCCGACGAGGCCGAGGAGAAGGCUAUGAAAGAGAGAGGCUUUUAUUUGCAUCCGUCUCCGGCGACAACUCCGAUGGACUCAGAGCCUCGUCUUCUUCCUCUGUUUCCGGUGACUUCUCCUCGGGUCUCAGGUUCUUCCACAGAUUCUAGUUCUUGAAUGAAUGAAACCAACUCUAAUUUUUUCUUUUUAAAGAAUAUCAUUUCCUUUGUGAUUUUUAAAUUAUAUAUUAUAAUGGGAAUUGAAAUGAAUCCUGAUGAGACUUGUGUUAUAUAUGAGAGAUGAUUGUAAUGCUCAGAUGAGAUGUUUGCCGAAGCCAACUGCGAUUUGAAAUUGUAUUAAUCUCUAUAAAGGUGUUUAUUGGUUUCAUUGCUCA